Ichthyophthirius multifiliis is the source of this 1809-nucleotide messenger RNA. RefSeq lists its product as hypothetical. The record is from RefSeq and is a predicted model, not a curated record. NCBI's taxonomy places the organism in Eukaryota, Ciliophora, Oligohymenophorea, Hymenostomatida. The transcript has 2 exons.
AUGACAACAAAAAACUAUAAUUGGAUAUCAAGAGAUGUAUUCGAUGAAAUAAACAAAGUUCGAACUAACCCUUAAUCCUAUAUAUAUCACUUAGAAUAAAUGCUAACAUGGUUUAAAGGUAAUGUAUUAUAUAAACCUGGUGAAUUAGGUCUAUAAACAGAAGAAGGACCAGAAGCUGUAGAAUAAUGUAUAAACUAUUUAUCAAACUAAAAACCAGUUGCCCCUUUAAAUUGGGAUGACAAUAUGUCUCGCGCAUGUAAUGAUCAUGCUUAAGAUAUCGGUCCUAAAGGAAUAACAGACGGAACCGGAUCUGAUGGUUCAACAUUUACUUAGAGAUUGGAAAAAUAUGGAGAUUGGAUAGGAAAAAUAGCAGAAGCUUUAUGCUUUGGAAGAGAAAAUGCAGUAGACAUAGUUCUUUAAUUAUUAGUAGAUGAUGGAUUACCAAAUAGAGGUCAUAGAAACAAUUUAUUAAGUGGACAAUAUUAGAAAAUAGGUGUAGCUUGCGCUCCACAUAGAGAUUAUAAAAUGUGCACAGUUAUCGAUUAUGCAUCCGAAUAUACAAGGAAAGUUUCCUAAUAGUAAUAUUAACCAUUAUAAUAAUAGUAUUAAUAUUAGUAAUAGCAAUAGUAAUAAUAAUAAUUUGCUUAAAAUUCUACUGUAGCUUCUGGAGCUAAUACUGAUUGGAAAAGUUUGGCUCAAGAAGUGUUUUUAGAAAUCAAUAGAGCUAGAUAAAGUCCUUAAAGUUAUAUUCAUUAUUUACAAGAAAUGAUUAGUUAAUUCUAAGGAAAUAUUCUUCAUAGACCUGGGGAUGUUCCUUUAAGAACUAAUGAAGGAGUAGCAGCUGUUUAAGAAUGUAUGGCGUUCCUUUAAUAACAAAAGCCUUUAUAAGGAUAUGAAUGGAAUGAGAAUAUUGCAAGAGCUUGUUAAGAUCAUGCAAAUGACAUUGGCCCAAAAGGAGUAUGUGGAAAUAAUGGUUCAGAUGGAUCGAAUAUGAGUAUAAGACUUGAAAGAUAUGGAGAUUGGUCAGGAAAAAUAGGUGAAAAUAUAGAAUUUGGAAGUAAAUCAGCAUUAGAAAUCGUAUCUUCAUUACUAAUUGAUGAUGGAGUUGCUAAUAGAGGGCAUAGAAAGAAUAUUAUGUCUGAAGAUUUUAAAAAAAUUGGUGUCGGAUGUGCUCUACAUACUGCUUAUAAAACAGUUACAGUUAUCAAUUACGCUCAAUAUUAUACUCCUAAAGGUCAAUAAUAAUAAUAAUAAUAAUAAUAUGGAUAAUAAUAAUAAUAUGGAUAAUAAUAAUACGGAUAAUCAUAUAUAUAAUAAUAAUAUGGAUAAUAAUAAUAAUAACCAUAAUAUGGAUAAUAAUAAUAAUAAUAAUCAUCUUAUUAAACUACAUAUAAUAAUUCUUAUUCUUAAUAACCUUAAUACGGAGGAUAUUAGCAAUAAUAUGGAGGAGAAGAUGACUAAAUUAAAAAAAAUAAAAAUGUUAAUGUAACAACUUAUUCUUAAUAUCCUGGAUAAAAUGUCUAAAGUAGUACUACUUAAAAUGUCUCAAGUAGUACUACUUAAAAUGUCUCAAUUAAUGAUCCUGAAAUAUAAGCUCAUUUAUAAAAAUUGGGAAUUAACCAAUCUGAUAUUACUGGUGCCAGUUACGGAAAAGAAGUUUAUGAUCCUGAUAGACCUGCAGGCACAAUUAGGACUAGUACUUAGAAAAAAAUUAAUAUUAUUAAUGGAAUCAAAACUAUUACAGAAACUAAAACAUACACAUUGAGUGAUGGAUCAACUAAAAUUAUUGAAAAUACUUAUGAAGAGUGA